Messenger RNA from Acanthaster planci (crown-of-thorns starfish), 2122 nucleotides. RefSeq lists its product as uncharacterized. The record is from RefSeq and is a predicted model, not a curated record. Lineage: Eukaryota; Metazoa; Echinodermata; Asteroidea; Valvatida; Acanthasteridae.
ACCGUGGAGUUAGUUGUAGUCGCGGGGACGAGGCUGACUGGUACGAAAUCAAAUUAACCCGGAAGUUCAGAAGUAAAAAACCACUGGAUUAUUGAUAUAGCGAUAACAAAUGCUGGCAAAACCUAUACGUACAGACACGGUAAACUGACACGAGACGGGUAAUCAUGGAAAGGCUACUCUCUAUCACUUUGCACGUUGCGAUUAUCACAGGUGAAAUCAUCUUUAUUGCCGCGGGAAUUCUUUUUACGGAAUGCCAGGGAGUGAUGGACACUUCUUUGGACACAAACUGUUCCAAGUCCAACAGUUGCACAGAUAACUCGACAACAGACAGCACCACCCUGAUACUGAUCAUCUGCUUGUCUGUUGUCGUCGUUACGGUCACUGUGGUCGUUUGCUGCUGUCUGCGACGGAAAGGAGUAGGCCUACUUAAAACAUGUAGCCAGAAAGCUGAACAAACCGCUGACCCUGAACAACAAGACGAUGAUUUUCGAGAUAUAUCUGCAACAGUCUCUGAUGACGUUACGAACUUGGAAGUCCAUCAACAAGCAGUAUCCGAUGAUGAAGAUGAUGAUAACAUGGAGUACAUAUACGCCGACGACAAGCAGGUGCGGACAUUAGUGGAUUGGAAAAGGGCUCAACCACACACGUACUCGAACGUGAACCAAGAUGGGAGGAACGGGGUUAACGCCCAUGGCGUCAGGACAGCCAAGAAGAAGCCAGACGAUGAGAAAACCAAAACAGCAACAGACAGACGGAGUGACUCUGAAGAUGAUGACUCGCAAGAAUAUGUCAACCCAGAUCUGGAGUACGCACCUCCGUCCAGCGGUCACAAAAACAUCCUGGAUAACAGAAAAGCUGACGAACGAGAGACUAUCAUUGAACACGAAUACUUUGACCCCAAACGGUCACACUCGUCUAUGUCUAGAGACGUAGAAAAUACUCUAGGUGAUGAUACAGAACCCCCAAGUUGUGAUAACCUUGAUUAUGAUUACGCUUACUGUCAUCAGGUACUAGGCAGUCUCGAACUGCGAAGACCCGGUACCCACCCUACAUCGCCAAGAGAUCUUGAAAACACUUUGGCUAGCACGGGUAGUAAGGAACAGAAAGUCGCUAGUGACCUAAAAUACUUAAGUAAACAAAAUUCUCCUGACAUGUCUGGCCUUGACGAAAAACCGUUGGUGUCCCGCCGCAAUAGAUCCUAUGAAAACAUACACCAGGCUUUCAAAAUCAGUGACCCUCCGCUCCUGAAAACUGCUCUUGCCCAGACUGAGAGUGACGAAGAUGACGAGAACGAGUAUAUCGGCCCAUCACCCCCGCCUCGUAACUUCAAUUACGAUUAUGCAUACGGACACCAGCUUCGGGGACCAGGAAGUGCUAAACCUGGUGAACCCUACUCCAGAUCACCCGCUGAUCCGACUAUGCCAAAAAGUCCCCGACCCAUGGAUAAACCACGAGUGUUUCCCCGUGCCAAACAGGGACAAAAUAUUGAGAAUUCACGCUUCGAAAUCGGGCCUCGAGCGAGGUCUGAACCCCAACGAGACCAGAGAUGCGUGUACGAAGUUGUAGCCUUGGAGAUGUAGCUAGGCCUAAUGCCUCCCUUGACAUUCACACAAAAAUGUUAUAAUCAGUUACAAUAUACAUUAUAAUCAAACAGAUGAUCAUGGGUAUGGUCCUAGCAAUGCAUUCAUGGCACUCAUCAUAACCUAUUAUUUAACCCGACAUUUAUUCGUUAUCAACUGCAUCCCGGCAGACCUGACAAUUUAUCUGCGGCCUGAGAAGAUUCAACAUAGUGACACAAUACGCUACCAUACUCAAAUUUUCAUUAUAGCCCCCCCCCACAUUUUGCGAUUUCCCACUCAGCCCUUAAAAUUCCUUGUUGGCUUUUGGAGUCAAUGCCACAUGCAGACAUUGACAUAUAGCCCUAUGACACGUAAUCUGAAAUGGUGAUGAGAUAAUUAAACAAUAAGGGGCAACUAUUACUUGAAAAGCCACCCCAGAAAUGGCUGAACAUGUUCAAUACAUUAAAAUUUGUAAAUUUUUAAUUGGAAAAAUAUUAUUUACGUAUAUGUAAAACUGUUACACUGUGAAAGAUUUCACAUUAAAUUCGGGAUGUCGUGACAAG